Messenger RNA from Tinamus guttatus (white-throated tinamou), 2398 nucleotides. The record is from RefSeq and is a predicted model, not a curated record. NCBI's taxonomy places the organism in Eukaryota, Metazoa, Chordata, Aves, Tinamiformes, Tinamidae.
AUGCGGCACCCCGACAAAAACAAGGACCCGGGAGCAGAAGAUAAAUUCAUCCAGAUUAGCAAAGCCUAUGAGAUCCUCUCCAAUGAGGAAAAGAGGGCAAACUUUGAUCGCUACGGAGACGCCGGUGAGAGCCAGGGCUACUCUCAGCAUCGCCAGUUCCAUCACUUCCACGAAGGCUUCUAUUUUGACGAGUCCUUCUUCCAUUUCCCCUUUAAUUCGGAGAGGCGCGAUGCCUCCGAUGAGAAGUAUUUGCUGCAUUUCUCACACUACAUCAAUGAAAUUGUGCCAGAUAGUUUCAAGAAACCUUACCUCAUUAAGAUCACCUCAGACUGGUGUUUCAGCUGCAUCCACAUCGAGCCCGUGUGGAAAGAAGUUGCUCAGGAAUUGGAGGUGCUGGGAGUGGGAAUCGGAGUCGUUCAUGCCGGCUACGAGAGACGCCUGGCCCAUCACCUCGGCGCACACAGCACGCCAUCAAUUCUGGGGCUGAUCAACGGGAAAAUAACGUUCUUCCACAACGCCGUCGUUCGCGAAAACCUGCGGCAGUUUGUGGAGAAUCUUCUGCCAGGGAAUCUCGUUGAAAAGGUUACAGAUAAAAACUACAUCCACUUUCUGUCUAACUGGAAGAAAGAAAAUAAGCCCCAUGUCCUUUUGUUUGAUCAUAUGCCACUUGUGCCAUUAUUAUACAAGCUGACUGCCUUUGCAUACAGAGAUUACUUGUCCUUUGGUUACGUGUACGUUGGACUCAGAGGCACCGAAGAGUUGUCCAGUCAGUACAACAUCAAUGUUUAUACUCCUACCAUGAUGAUCUUCAAGGAGCAGACCGACAAACCCGCUGAUGUUGUGCAGGCCCGAGACAUGAAGAAGCAGCUCAUUGACGACUUCCUUUCCCAGAAUAAAUUCCUCAUGGCAACCAGGCUCACCAGCCAGAAGCUGUUCCAGGAGCUGUGUCCUGUGAAGAAGUCCCAUCGUCAGCGAAAGCACUGUGUGGUCUUACUUACCAGAGAAGGUGAUAAGUUCUCUGAGGCUUAUGAGGCAUUUUUGGCUUUUGCUGUGGCCAACACCAGAGACUCCCUGAGGUUUGUGCAUAUCUACAAUGAUCGUCAGCCGGAAUUUGCCGACGCCUUCCUGGGGGAUGACGAGAAGUACCAGGGAAGAUCGGCCGUGGUGAUUUUGGAAAGGCGUGACAAUGCAGGGAGAGUUGCCUAUAAAACCUUGGAGGAGGCCUGGCAAGGCAGCAGAGAAGAUAACUUCAUCCUCCUGGAUCUUCUGGAUCAGUUGAGGACAGAUCCCAGUUUUCUCUCCUCGGACACUGUCCUGACAGACUUGAAUGAUGAACUUGCUCCCAUAUUCCUUAUCCGCUGGUUUUACUCCACGCUGGAUUACAUCUCAGACUGCUGGGACAGUUUGUUUCAUAAUAACUGGCGAGAAAUGAUGCCCCUGCUGUCCUUGCUCUUCUCUGCGCUCUUCAUUCUUUUCGGCACUGUUAUUGUUCAGGCUUUCAGUGACUCAAGUGAUGCAAGAGAUUCUCCUCCACCUGAGAAAGAAGAAACAACCACGAAAGCUGAAAAGAACGACACGAGCUUCAGCAAAGAGAGUAGCAGCAGGGUUCCCAAAAAGGGCUUCGUGGAGGUGACCGAGCUAACGGACAUCAACUAUAACAGUAACCUGGUACGCCUGAGGCCAGGCCACAUGAACGUGGUCUUGAUCCUUUCCAACGCGACCAAAACCUCUUUGCUGCAGAAGUUUGCCCUGGAAGUCUACACGUUCACGGGGAGCAGCUCUCUGCAUUUCUCCUUCCUCAGCCUGGACAAGCACCGCGAGUGGCUGGAAUACCUGCUGGAGUUCGCGCAGGACGCGGCCCCCAUCCCAAACCAGUACGACAAGCAUUUCCUGGAGCGCGACUACACGGGCUACGUGCUGGCGCUCAACGGCCACAAGAAAUACUUCUGCCUCUUCAAGCCGCACAGAGCCGGGGACGAGGGGGGAACGCUAGGGGCGUGCGAGGAUUACGAGUCCUCGCUGCACACCGAAGCCAGGGGGAAAUCCUCCUGCAGCCCGGGAUCUAGAUCCAUUAAAAACAAAUUGCACAAAUUGUCCUUUUGGAUGGAACGCCUUCUAGAGGGUUCCUUACAGCGGUUCUAUAUCCCCUCGUGGCCUGCACUAGACUGAGGGAUUUUAAAGAGAUUCUAAACAUAGACUUUUUAUGGAGAUGACAAGGGACAGUUCUUUCCAGGAAUAAACAAUCAAUCACAACGAGCAAACCUUAGGUUUUAGAUGAACUCUCCUAGGGCCAGCAAAUAGAAAUAUCUCCCCGUGUCUCAAACCUAGGAGCACAACGAAGCGCUCCGAAAGUCCCUCUACCAAAUCGUCCUUGCAUUUGGAUGCUCUACUCUCCAAG